GGAGGCUGUCAGCUACGGAGGACAAUGAUCUUGCAGACACCACCACCUGAGUGAGAACCAGGGGUCUGUGCCUCUCGUCAUUCCCACUCUUACCCUGGUCAAGCCUGCACCAGCAUGUCAGGAACCUCCAAGGAGAGUCUGGGGCACUGGGGGCUGCCAGGGUUGGGCAAGGCCUGCUUAACCACCAUGGACAAAAAGCUGAACAUGCUGAACGAGAAGGUGGACCAGCUCCUUCACUUCCAAGAAGAUGUCACAGAGAAGUUGCAGAGCAUGUGCCGAGACAUGGGCCACCUGGAGCGGGGCCUGCGCAGGCUGGAGGCCUCCCGGGCACCGGGCCCGGGCGGGGCUGAUGGGGCUCCCCGCGCUGACACCCAGGCCGGGUGGCCCGAGGUCCUGGAGCUGGUGAGGGCCAUGCAGCAGGAUGCGGCCCAGCACAGUGCCAGGCUGGAGGCGGUCUUCAGGAUGGUGGCUGCGGUGGACAGGGCCAUCGCUUUGGUGGGGGCCACAUUCCAGAAAUCGAAGGUGGUGGAUUUCCUCAUGCAAGGGCAUGUCCCCUGGAGGGGAGGCAGCCCAGGUGACAGCCCUGAGGAGAACAAAGAGCGAGUGGAAGAAGAGGGAGCAAAACCAAAGCAUGUGCUGAGUGCCAGUGGGGUGCAGUCUGAUGCCAGGGAGCCUGGGGAAGAGAGCCAGAAGGUGGACGUGCUGGAGGGGACAGUGGAGAGGCUGCCCCCCAUCAGAGCUUCGGGGCUGGGAGCUGACCCCGCCCAGGCAUGGGCCUCACCAGGCCAGGGAGAUGGUGUUUCUGGCCCAUCCCAGGCAUUCCCUGGUCACCUGCCCCUGCCCACAAAGGUGGAAGCCAAGCCUCCUGAGACACCCAGCGAGAGCCUCAGGACUGGCCUGGAAUUGGCUCCAGCACCCGGCAGGGUCAAUGUGGUCUCCCCGAGCCUGGAGGUUGCACCAGGUGCAGGACAAGGAGCAUCAUCCAGCAGGCCUGACCCUGGGCCCUUAGAGGAAGGCACGAGGUUGACUCCAGGGCCUGGCCUCCAGUGCCCAGGGCCUCCAGGGCUGCCAUCCCAGGCCAGGGCAGCCCACAGUGGUGGAGAAACACCUCCAAGGAUCUCCAUCCACAUGCAAGAGAUGGAUACUCCUGGGGAGACGCUGGUGACACGCAGGGGCAGCCUUGGACCCAGCCCCGCCACAGAGGCUCCAGCAGCUGCCCAGCCAGGCGAGCAGGGCCCACCUGGGACUGGGCGCUGCCUCCAAGCUCCUGGGACUGAGUCCAGAGAACAGACCCCUGAAGGAGCCAGAGAGCUCUCCCCACUGCAGGAGAGCAGCAGCCCCAGGGGAGCCAAGUCAGAGGAGGAUCAAAGGGCUGGGGCCGAGCCUAGCACGAGACCAAGCUUGGCCAGGAGGGACGACGAUGACCACGCGGUUGGGGCCCUGGGCCUGCAGCAGGGCAAAGGCCCAGGAGCAGGAAACCCUGAGCCUAAGCAGGAUUGUGCAGCCAGGGCUCCAGCGAGAGCCGAAGCAGUAAGGAGGACGCCCCCAGGCGUUGAGGCUGGCAGCGUGGUUCUGGAUGACUGUCCGGCCCCGCCAGCUCCUUUUGAACACCGGGUAGUGAGCGUCAAGGAGACCUCCAUCUCGGCGGAUUACGAGGUGUGCCAGCACGAAGUCUUGGGAGGGGGCCGGUUUGGCCAGGUCCACAGGUGCACAGAGAAGUCCACAGGCCUCCCACUGGCUGCCAAGAUCAUCAAAGUGAAGAGCGCCAAGGACCGGGAGGAUGUGAAGAACGAGAUCAACAUCAUGAACCAGCUCAGCCAUGUGAACCUGAUCCAGCUCUAUGAUGCCUUCGAGAGCAAGCACAGCUGCACCCUGGUCAUGGAGUACGUGGACGGGGGUGAGCUCUUCGACCGGAUCACAGAUGAGAAGUACCACCUGACCGAACUGGAUGUGGUCCUGUUCACCAGGCAGAUCUGUGAGGGCGUGCAUUACCUGCACCAGCACUACAUCCUGCACCUGGACCUCAAGCCGGAGAACAUAUUGUGUGUCAAUCAGACAGGACAUCAAAUUAAGAUCAUCGACUUCGGGCUGGCCAGAAGAUACAAGCCUCGAGAGAAGCUGAAGGUGAACUUCGGCACGCCCGAGUUCCUGGCCCCAGAAGUCGUCAACUAUGAGUUUGUCUCAUUCCCCACGGACAUGUGGAGUGUGGGAGUCAUCACCUAUAUGCUACUCAGUGGCUUGUCCCCAUUUCUAGGGGAAACAGAUGCAGAGACCAUGAAUUUCAUUGUAAACUGUAGCUGGGAUUUUGAUGCUGACACCUUUGAAGGGCUCUCGGAGGAGGCCAAGGACUUUGUUUCCCAGUUGCUGGUCAAAGAGAAGAGCUGCAGAAUGAGUGCCACACAGUGCCUGAAACACGAGUGGCUGAGUAAUUUGCCUGCCAAAGCUUCAAGAUCCAAAGCUCGUCUCAAAUCCCAACUACUGCUGCAGAAAUACAUAGCUCAAAGAAAAUGGAAGAAACAUUUCUACGUGGUGACUGCUGCCAACAGGUUAAGGAAAUUUCCAACUUCUCCCUAACCUUCAACUCUGCUGCUCCAGUGGGUCCAGAAUUUACUGAGGCCAGUGGUGAAGUGAAGAGAUGACUCAAAAAUUUAAAUAAUUUGGCUUUUUGGUAUUAUUGAUUCCACUUAUUUUGUAAAAAUGGUUAUGGCUGCUGCCUUCCUUGUGGAUGAAAAGUGGCUGUAAAGAAGCUUCCUAAGAACGUUUUUUUCUGC
Piliocolobus tephrosceles (Ugandan red Colobus) is the source of this 2771-nucleotide messenger RNA. It is a transcript of the gene MYLK3, whose product is annotated as myosin light chain kinase 3. The record is from RefSeq and is a predicted model, not a curated record. Gene Ontology annotation, cellular component: nucleus. Bases 115 to 2574 code for a protein of 819 amino acids. The transcript is spliced from 13 exons. Gene Ontology annotation, biological process: positive regulation of apoptotic process; intracellular signal transduction; protein phosphorylation. Lineage: Eukaryota; Metazoa; Chordata; Mammalia; Primates; Cercopithecidae. Gene Ontology annotation, molecular function: protein serine/threonine kinase activity; ATP binding.